Pelagomonas calceolata is the source of this 648-nucleotide messenger RNA. Lineage: Eukaryota; Pelagophyceae; Pelagomonadales; Pelagomonadaceae. The record is from the annotation of a GenBank genome assembly.
AUGGCUUUUUUGCUGCAGCGCAGUAUGAGGUACCUCGACCACAUGGGCGAGGCGCGACGCGCGGCCGCUGCGUACGUCCAGAGUAUGGACAUGUUCACUCGCUUCAACGAUCCGCCCGACGAAAACGGGCUUCUGGACGCGCUCCGCCGCUACGACGUCAAGCGGGACGAGGCCAAACUGAUCGCGGCCCGGACGUGCGAAGCGGUCCGGCAGCGCCAGCUGACGAUCCCAAGCCUCUUCGAAUCGGCGAGCGCCGCGCAUCCGAAGCAAGCCGCGUUUGGCGACCGCGCGACGCACUCGUCGCCGCCAUCCCAGGACGAAUCGCUGCGCGUCGACGCCCACAUCGAGGUCGUGGGUUUACCGGAAUACAACCGGUGGCACGGCGUGGUCCUGGAGCUCGUCGCGCGGGAGCGCGUGCGCGUGCGCGUACGCGGCCUGGAGCUGACGCUGAAGCGCGCGAACGUCGUACUCGCGCGGCCGCGGCCGCCGCAGCCGCCGCAGUCGGCGGGCCAAUCGAAGAAGAAGAAGAAGAAGAAGAAGAAGAAGGCGGCCAAGCCCGCGACCGCGUCGGACGCGGCCGAUUUUUUCUCCGGAAAGGUCCGCGACGCGACGAAGCCGCCCAAGAAGAAGAAGACUCGAAAGAAGUAG